UUUUUCUGUUUAUUGAACUGCUGUUUCUUCAUUUGUCAUUUCGGGUUAUGAUAGGUUAGGCAGAACGGCCCAUGGUUUGCAUUGGAAGAGCACGGCGUUUUGCGGUGCCUAGAGAGAAAAAAAACGUGAAAUACCCCAGCGAGCCCUCUUCCAAAUCGAUUCUUGUGCGUUCUUCGUGGGCCACGGCGUUCAGUCUUGUCCUCAUUUGCUAAGUUUUCUUUCGAUAUUCAACGAGCCUGGGUCGAGGGAUGGCACUCCAGACGGGGGGAUGGCCGCGGAUGGCCUGGCGGAGGGAUGGAGGAAGUCUGAGAGAAAAAGAAAGAGCGCAGAAGCUGAGGCCGAGAAGGAGGGCGCUUUUAUAUGUGUUCGUCUGCCCAGGCAGCGGUGGCUCGGCGGCGGCAAAUAUCGAAAUUCACCCGCCGCAGUGUGUGACUGACCUGCCUGUUUUGACGAAAACAACCAGCCGCUCUCUUUCUGGUGUCUUCACCUGCCCGCCCCUUGUUUUGCCGCUGUUCUGGCCGUUUUUGCUUGUUUCCCCCGGAUACGAUACCCACCUGUGCUUCCCACUGGCUGUCUCAGUUGUCACCUGUAAUCACGUUUGCUCCUCUUCCUCUACUACAUCCCCAGUCCUUCUUCUGAGUGUUUUUUUUUCUUCUGCAUCAACAGAGCAGUGGAGUUGCCUGGGCAGUGAUAUCUUGUGUUUUCUUCUAUGUUUUCUUUUAUCAGGAUCUCUUUUAUGAGACUAGCAGGGCACAGAAAGAUUAUCUUAUUUGUUUUGCGACAAAUCACAUAGCACACAUAUCUGCAAUCAAUCUACCUUUGUCCUUA
Messenger RNA from Coccidioides immitis RS, 828 nucleotides. RefSeq lists its product as uncharacterized. The transcript has a single exon. The coding region runs from base 249 to 740 and encodes 163 amino acids. Lineage: Eukaryota; Fungi; Ascomycota; Eurotiomycetes; Onygenales; Onygenaceae. The record is from RefSeq and is a predicted model, not a curated record.